Messenger RNA from Gadus morhua (Atlantic cod), 2723 nucleotides. RefSeq names its product ndrg family member 3a (gene ndrg3a). The record is from RefSeq and is a predicted model, not a curated record. The coding region runs from base 433 to 1548 and encodes 371 amino acids. NCBI's taxonomy places the organism in Eukaryota, Metazoa, Chordata, Actinopteri, Gadiformes, Gadidae. The transcript has 15 exons.
UCUACCUCCCUUUACCCCCCUCUCUCUCUUUCCCUCGCUCUCCCUACAUCCCGCCUCUUGUCUAAAUCCACAUUCCCCCAUCUCUCCUCUCAUUCACUAUUUACCUCUCUCUGCCGUGCGUUCUUCCUCCUCUCUCUCUCUCUCUCUCUCUCCCACUCUCUCUCUAUCUCUAUCUCUCUAUCUCUAUCGCUGCACCAGUCGACUGCUGUAGCUUCACUCUACAGCUGUCAGGAGGUGCAGCAAGUCGUCCUCUCCCUCUCUCACUCCCUCUCUAUCUCUCUCUCUCCCUCUCUCUCUCUCUCUCCACACUCCCUCUGCGUGUCUCUCUCUCCCUCUUGCUGUCCCUCCCCUCCCCGUUCUGGUGGAGAUCUUCAAAGCCUCCCAGCACACGCGUAGCUCAGCACUACACACCGCUCUCCUGCGUGGGAAAACAUGUCUGCCAUUCUGGAUCUGGACCAGAUCGCCUGCUCCGGGAACGGGGCGGAGCAUGACAUCGAGACUCCGCAUGGCGUCCUCCAUGUGACCAUGAGGGGAGUGCCCAAGGGCAACCGGCCAGUCAUCCUCACCUACCACGACAUCGGCCUCAACCACAAGUCCUGCUUCAACACCCUGUUCAACUAUGAGGACAUGCAGGAGAUCACGCAGCACUUCGCCGUGGUCCACGUGGACGCCCCUGGCCAGCAGGAGGCGGCCCCCCCAUUCCCCACCGGCUACCAGUACCCAACCAUGGAGCAACUGGCCGAGAUGUUACCCUCCGUUAUGACUCAGCUAAAGGUCAACAGCGUGAUCGGCAUUGGUGUGGGAGCGGGGGCUUACAUCCUCUCUCGCUUCGCUCUGAAUAACCCCACCCUGGUGGAGGGCCUGGUGCUGAUCAACGUGGACCCCUGCGCUGAGGGCUGGAUCGACUGGGCUGCCUCCAAGCUGACUGGGUGGACCAGCAACCUGGUGGACAUUGUCAUGGCCCACCACUUUAGCGCCGAUGAGUUGACGGACAACCUGGAGCUCAUUCAGACCUACCGCCUCCACAUCGCCCAGGACAUCAACCAGGACAACCUGGCCCUCUUCUGCGGUUCCUACCAAUACCGCCUGGAUUUAGAUGUCGAGAGGCCACUGGUGGGACAGACCGCUGAAACCAUCAAUACCCUCACGUGCCCCUCACUGCUGGUGGUCGGUGACACAUCACCUGCCGUGGAUGCUGUGGUGGAGUGCAACUCCAGGUUAGAUCCAGCUAAGACCACGCUGUUCAAGAUGGCUGAUUGUGGUGGCUUGCCCCAGGUUGUCCAGCCUGGAAAACUUGCUGAGGCCUUCAAGUACUUUGUUCAGGGAAUGGGCUACAUUCCCUACGUUCUUCUCAGUCACCUGAGCAACGAAUCAGUGUCGUCUGUAGGGAUGACCCGCCUGGCGCGCUCCCGCACCACCUCCUCCUCCAGCAUCGCCUCCAUGGAAAGCAGCCGCAGCCGCAACAACCUCAACAGCCUCCUGGAGGGCAGCGCCACCGGCAUGCUGGACACCCAGGCCGGCCCGCAGACCAUGGAGGUCUCCUGCUAAACACCCCCGCCCCCCGCCCCCACCGACCCUCCGAGCCCCUCCACCCCCCCCAACCUUUCACCCCCCCCCACUCUCUUAGUCGGUACUCCUCCUUCUCCUCCUCCACCCUCACUUCUCCCUCAGGAUAACUGCAAUGUGGGUCCUGUCUCUCUCUCUCUCACUCUCUCUCUGUCUCUCUGUCUCUCUCUCUCUGUCUCCCUACUCCCUCCUCUCUCCCUCUCUCAUCUUAAUGUCUCUUUCUCUCCCUCUCCUUAGCUACUCCCGAGCAGGGGGUACCUGUAAUGAAUUGUGUGCUUAGUUAAGAGGAUUAAUAAAGUUAAAUAUAUUAACAGAAGCAUUUUAUGAAGAAAACAAACAUUCUAAAACGAAUAUACCAUCAUCGUCACAUUCCGUGAGAAGAGAAGGAGAGAGAAAAAAAACACUAUAUUAGCAAUGUAUUGUACAUUUAAAUAAUCCAGUAGAAUAAUCAGCUCACCACUUUUUCUUUCCCUCUGACUCUAUUUGCAUGUACUGUGCAGACGUCAAUUCCCUGUAACCUCUUUUUUUUGUUACCUUGAAGUUUCAUGUUUAAAGACUUUCAAGUCAAGUCCUAAUGUUUGCAUUGUUUUUUCUGAAAAAUGUGUCUUUGAUUUCCGAGGUAUUUUGUUCACACCGGGCCACAGCUGUCCUUUACAAUGCACUAUAACCUGUACAACCAGACGUCAGUGUGCCGUGGCUGAGAUGUCAUUCACUGUACAGAAGAACACCGUUCGGGCUUUUAUUUAUCUGUGUCUGAGGCAAUUCGUGGUAAGGCUAACGGUAUUAAUUCUUUGUAAUGUCAAUAUGACACUUACAAUACGCUCAACAUACAAAAAUUAAAAAAGCUAUACGUGAAUGAAUCAUGGGCCGGUAUAGAUUCGACACGCGUUCAUUUUAUACUUUAUUUUUUUUCACUCUUUCCUGUUAUGCACUAAUAAUUGUUGUUCAGUUGAACUAGACCUGUACCAUCCAACUGGUCACACCUUUGAUUAAAACCACCAUAUAAGUGGGUUCUGAUGUGGAAUAUGACCUAUAGAAGUAUAUAAACAUACAAGAUACACGUUCAGUCCAUCACUGUGGAGCCCAGUGCUUCUUAAUGUCUGCUGAUUCUCAACUCAUUUAUACUACUACUAAAUAAAGCUGCAAGAUGACUUAAA